AUGGCGGCGGCCGGUUCUUGGCUAACGACGGCAUUCCUGGUGCUGCUGCUCGUCGCCGGCACGGCCACGGCGGCGGAGCAGGUCGUCCAAAAGGAAAGCUACAUCGGCUGGGGCGCCAUGAGGAAGGGGGGUGCGUGUGCGGGAAAUGGAGAGGGCUGCCGCGGUACUCCCAAGCCAGUCAACCCCUACACGCGACCCUGCACGCCUUCCUACCGCUGCCGUGGUAACCCCCCAGCAGCGGAAGGAGGGAAGCAUUGA
Molecule: messenger RNA, 258 nt
Organism: Spirodela intermedia
Lineage: Eukaryota; Viridiplantae; Streptophyta; Magnoliopsida; Alismatales; Araceae
Source: the annotation of a GenBank genome assembly